Lactuca virosa is the source of this 1001-nucleotide messenger RNA. NCBI's taxonomy places the organism in Eukaryota, Viridiplantae, Streptophyta, Magnoliopsida, Asterales, Asteraceae. The record is from the annotation of a GenBank genome assembly.
GUAUUCAUUUCUCCGGUCAUAAUCUAAAAAACUACGACCAGCUUUACUAGCGGCAGUGAAAAGUGAUGGAUUUGAUACACAAUUUCUUAAACAUUGUUUCUGUUAUUAUAUCGGUCAUCUCAUUUAUCUUCAUCUUGCCGAUACUUUCAUUAUUCCGCAUAUUGAGGUUUUGCAUCAGAUCUGUAUCCCAGGACAAACUCGCCGGAAAAGUAGUGCUUAUUACAGGAGCUUCUUCUGGUAUCGGCGAGCAUUUGGCGUAUGAGUACGCGAAACAUGGAGCAAGUUUAGCGCUGGUUGCGAGAAGAGAGGAUCUGCUAGCGGCGGUUGCCGGGAAAGCAAAGGAGCUGGGAGCACCAAAGGUGAUUGUGAUCAAGGCGGAUGUUUCGAAGCUUCAAGAUUGCAAGAGACUUGUCGAUGAAACGAUCAACCAUUUUAGAAAAUUGGAUUAUCUUAUAAACAACGCCGGAAUAGUUAAAAUUUGCCUCUUCGAAGACAAAAGAUUCAUUGCCGAUCACGCUUCAAUCAUGGAUGUAAACUUCUGGGGAUCAAUUUAUGCCACACAUUUCGCACUUCCAUAUUUGACAAAGCGUAAAGGACGAAUAAUUGUGAUAGGUUCUACCGGCGGAUGGUUCAAUAUGCCUGGAAUGAGUGUGUACAACGCAAGUAAGGUAGCACAACAAAGUUUCUUUGAAACACUACGAAUCGAACUUGCUUCGAACAUUAGGAUAACAAUGGUAACUCUUGGGAUAGUCGCUACGCCAUUAGCUAAGGAUGAAGUCUUAGAUAAGGGAAAAUUGCGGUGGAUCCCAAGGUACUCCGUAGAAGGUUGUGCUAAAGCAAUUGUAAACAGCGCUAGGCGAGGAGAAGAAUACUUGACUGCGCCUACAUGGAUGCAAUCCGUAUUUCUAGGGAUCAUGUUGUUGCCAGAGAUAAUGAAUAUAGUCAAACAGUAUUUCUCCAGAAUCUGCAAACCGAAGCACAAGCGACAAUAUCUCUUCUAG